Cicer arietinum (chickpea) is the source of this 3621-nucleotide messenger RNA. RefSeq names its product receptor-like protein kinase 7. Gene Ontology annotation, molecular function: ATP binding; receptor serine/threonine kinase binding; protein kinase activity. The record is from RefSeq and is a predicted model, not a curated record. Gene Ontology annotation, biological process: protein phosphorylation. NCBI's taxonomy places the organism in Eukaryota, Viridiplantae, Streptophyta, Magnoliopsida, Fabales, Fabaceae.
UCAAACUCGUAAGACCAAAAUAAACUAUCUCGUUCUCACUGCUUCUUCUUUUCUCUGUUCCCUCAACCUUCCAAUAUGUUCGUCCCCUCAAUUUCCUCGCAACUCCUCUCUCUUUUCGUUCUUCUCUUCUCACUCUCCUCACUCCUCACAUAUGCAAAAUCCAACGAGCUUCAAAUUCUACUCAACGUAAAAUCUACCCUCCAAAAUUCAAACACCAAAUUCUUCAACUCAUGGAAUCCAAACAAUUCCGUUUGCAGUUUCAAAGGAAUCACCUGCAACUCAAUCAAUUCCGUCACAGAAAUAAAUCUCUCCCAUAAAAAUCUCUCCGGAACUCUCCCUCUAGACUCACUCUGCAACCUUCAAUCUCUCACUAAACUUGUCUUAAGUUUCAACUAUUUCCACGGCAGAGUCACAGAAAAUCUCACAAACUGUGUUAACUUACAGUUUCUAGAUCUAGGUAACAACUUUUUCACAGGAACGUUCCCAGAUAUAUCAUCACUUAACCAACUUCAAUAUCUCUACGUUAACAAAAGUGGAUUUUCUGGAACUUUUCCGUGGCAGUCUCUGUUAAAUAUAACGGGACUGUUACAGUUAAGCGUCGGAGAUAACGCUUUUGAUCUAACGCCGUUUCCUAAAGAGGUUUUGAAUCUCAAGAAACUUAAUUGGCUUUACAUGAGUAACUGUAACAUUGGUGGAAAUUUACCGGUUGGAAUCGGUAACUUGACGGAACUUACCGAAUUAGAAUUCGCCGAUAAUUUCAUCACCGGAGAACUUCCCGGAGAUAUUGUCAACCUUAAGAAACUCUGGCAGCUUGAAUUCUACAAUAAUUCAAUAACCGGAAAGAUUCCGAUCGGGUUUAGAAACCUACAAAAACUUCAAAAUUUCGAUGGAUCAAUGAACCAUUUAGAAGGAAAUCUCUCUGAGUUAAGGUUUUUAACCAAUCUCGUUUCGCUUCAACUCUUUGAAAACAAUUUAUCCGGCGAAAUUCCAUCGGAGUUAGGCGAAUUCAAACGUCUAAACGGUUUGUCCCUUUACAGAAACAAAUUAACAGGUCCUAUUCCUCAGAAGAUUGGUUCGAAUACAGAGUUUCAUUUCAUCGACGUUUCGGAGAAUUUUUUAACAGGUUCGAUUCCACCGUAUAUGUGUAACAAAGGAAAAAUGCACGCGCUUCUUAUGCUUCAGAAUAAUUUCACCGGAGAGAUACCGGAAACUUACGGUAACUGUUUAACUCUGGAGAGAUUAAGAGUGAGUAACAACUCGCUCUCGGGUACCGUUCCUUCCGGUAUUUGGGGAUUACCAAUUGUUGAAAUAAUUGAUAUUGAAUUGAAUCAGUUAGAAGGUUCUAUUACCUCAGAUAUUCAAAAGGCAAAAAACUUAGCAAUUAUAUUCGCAAGAAAGAACCGGUUAUCCGGUGAAAUACCAGAAGAGAUUUCAAAAACGACGUCGUUGGUGACUAUUGAUCUUAGCGAGAAUGAAAUUACUGGGAACAUUCCAGAAGGUAUUGGAGAGCUUAAAAUCCUUGGUAACCUUCAUUUACAGGUUAACAAGUUAUCAGGUUCAAUACCGGAAUCUUUAGGUUACUGCACCUCACUCAGCGACGUUGAUUUAUCAGGAAAUUUAAUUUCCGAUAAAAUCCCUUCGACGUUGGGUUUGUUACCGGCUUUAAAUUCUCUUAACUUCUCGAACAACAAACUCUCUGGUGAAAUACCUGAGAGUUUAACGUCACUUAAAUUGAGUCUCUUUGAUCUAUCUCAUAAUCGAUUAUCUGGUUUAAUACCAGUGGCUUUGACUAUUCAAGCUUACAAUGGAAGCCUCACUGGUAACCCAGGUUUAUGUACUCUUGACGCUAUUGGUUCUUUCAAGCGUUGCUCUGAAACUAAUGGAAUGUCAAAAGACGUUCUUGCCCUUCUCCUUUGUUUCACAGUAGCUUUGGUUUUGUUUCUUUGUUGUUUGGGUGUGUACUUGAAAUUGAAGAAAAGUGAAAAGGGUAAUAAAUAUGGAAGAGAACGUUCUUUGAAGGAAGAAUCAUGGGAUGUGAAAUCGUUCCAUGUAUUGAGUUUUACAGAAGAUGAGGUUCUUGAUUCAAUUAAGCAAGAGAAUCUAAUAGGAAAAGGAGGUUCAGGGAAUGUGUAUAGAGUCACACUUGCAAAUGGAAAAGAACUUGCAGUUAAACACAUUUGGAACACUGAUUUUACUUCAAGGAAAAAGUCAUGGAGCAGCACUCCGAUGUUAUCCAAGCGUGGUGCAUCGAAGUCGAAUGAAUUCGACGCUGAGGUUCAGGCUUUGAGUUCUAUAAGACACGUGAACGUGGUAAAGCUUUAUUGCAGUAUAACUAGCGAAGAUUCAAGUCUUUUGGUGUAUGAGUACAUGCCUAAUGGAAGUUUGUGGGAUAGGCUUCAUAGUAGUGGGAAGAUGGAGCUUGAUUGGGAAACAAGAUAUGAAAUUGCUGUUGGUGCUGCUAAAGGGUUGGAGUAUUUGCAUCAUGGGUGUGAGAGACCAGUGAUUCAUAGGGAUGUUAAGUCAAGUAACAUUUUGUUGGAUGAGUUUUUGAAACCUAGGAUUGCUGAUUUUGGACUUGCUAAGAUUGUUCGUGCAAACGUUGUUAAAGAUUCUACCCAUAUCAUAGCCGGAACUCACGGCUACAUUGCUCCCGAAUAUGGGUACACAUACAGAGUAAAUGAGAAAAGUGAUGUGUAUAGUUUUGGAGUGGUAUUGAUGGAAUUGGUAACGGGCAAAAGACCAAGUGAAUCCGAAUUUGGAGAAAACAAGGACAUAGUUAGUUGGGUUCAUGGGAAGGCAGGGAGUAAGGAAAAGUUUAAGAGUGCGGUGGAUUUGAGAAUUCCGGAGAUGUAUAAAGAGGAAGCUUGCAAGGUGUUGAGAACUGCUGUUUUAUGUACAGCAACUCUUCCGGCUAUGAGACCAAGUAUGAGAGCUGUGGUUCAAAAACUUGAGGAUGCUGCUCCUUGUAAAUUGGUUAGAAUUGUUAUCAGCAAAGAUGGGAGUGGAAAGAAAAUUGGAGUCAAUGACAAAUGAAGUGUUUAAUUUUAAAAGGUUGAAGUUUUUAGAUCAGUGAUCACUAAGGGAAACCAAUGUUUCACUACUUAAUUAGUUAUAGAUUGUAAAUUUUAAAGGGAAGAGGGAACAUUGUAAGAUACUACUAAGAAAAGAAGUAAAAAGUUCCCUUUUUAUUACUAUAAUAGGGUUCAAAUAACUGGUUUUGUCUGAUCUGUAUAAUAUUAGUAGUAGUACAAGAUGCUUGUGAUUAUAAUAUUUUUUUAUCACUGGACGGUUGUGAUUAUAAUGAUAAUCUAAUCACAGUUCUCGUAUGAAAAUGGUGGAUAUUCACACUGCUUUUCAAUUUGGGAUAUGCCUUAAAUUAAAUGUAAAUGCAAGUACUACAAGAUGAUUGUGAGAUGUGAGUGGACAAAAGAGAAGAAGUGGAGAAAGGACAAAUCUAAUUGAAUGCUUAAUUUGUUUUCAUGGAAAAGUCGGUCAAUGGAUAGCUGAAAUUCCAAAAGUAUGUUCAUGCAUCUCAUAUCAAAUUAUUGGGUGUGAUGAAUUUCUUGUAUUAUUAUUCAAUUCAAUGCGACUGUCCCCAUCAUCUCUUUCUUUACGAGGAAA